Eremomyces bilateralis CBS 781.70 is the source of this 2032-nucleotide messenger RNA. RefSeq lists its product as uncharacterized. Gene Ontology annotation, molecular function: ATP binding; phenylalanine-tRNA ligase activity; tRNA binding. Gene Ontology annotation, biological process: phenylalanyl-tRNA aminoacylation. The transcript is spliced from 3 exons. Gene Ontology annotation, cellular component: cytoplasm; phenylalanine-tRNA ligase complex; cytosol. Bases 119 to 1729 code for a protein of 536 amino acids. NCBI's taxonomy places the organism in Eukaryota, Fungi, Ascomycota, Dothideomycetes, Eremomycetales, Eremomycetaceae. The record is from RefSeq and is a predicted model, not a curated record.
CGACUCAUCGCUUCUCGCAGGAUUCUUGCACACCACGGCACAUCCACCACAAUUCUCUUCUACUCCUUCAAUCACCUUUUAAUUCGGCUUCAUUGGAAGAUAGAGAGAUUUUCCAACCAUGCCAGGCACUCGAGGCCCGGUAGCGCUACCAUUGCGAGAUGGACCGCGCAAUAUAACGCAAGAAGUCCUAGACGUCCUCGACAAGAAAUCGUCCUUCGAAACAGGCGCCGAGUUCCCGGAUGUUCCACAAGUCGAGAUCAAGGCCGCUCUAGACAGGCUAGGGUCAAGAGACAUGGUCCAGUAUGAUACCAAUGAUACGGAGCUUGUCUUUCUCACCGAUGAGGCCAGAACCAUUUGCGCCGAAGGCAGCCCUGAGUUCAAAGUGUGGGAGGCGGUGCGAAGAAAGGGCAAAAUCACAAUCAAAGACCUCCCCAGCGAAGUGGGAGCCGAAUCCGCCAAAGUAGGCCAGGGGAACGCCUUCAGGAAUAAAUGGAUCAAGAAGGAUGGCGAGUACCUGGUCUUGGUCGCUCAGGAGGUGGAAGAUAAGGCUCGAGGGGUCCUACAACAAAUCCAAGCGACGAAAGCCUUGCACGAUGCCAAAACGCUGGCCGAUCUCAAGAAGAGAAAGCUGGUGACGGUCGGCAAAUCGAUAACAUAUACGGUUCGGAAAGGGCCGAAGUUUGCGACAGAGGUACCUGUGGAAGUCACCGACCUCACGGCAGAGAUGAUUGCAGAUGGCUCAUGGCAGUCUGCCAACUUCAAACCGUACAACUUCAAGGCGUUGGGCGCUGCACAAAACGCCGGAGCUCUACACCCCUUGAACAAAGUGAGGGCGGAAUUCCGAAACAUCUUCUUCAAUCAGGGUUUCGUAGAGAUGCCAACAAGCUGUUAUGUUGACACCGGGUUCUGGAACUUCGACGCUCUAUAUGUCCCUCAGCAGCACCCCGCCCGUGACGUCCAAGACACUUUCUUCAUCUCGGAUCCACCGACCGCUGAUCGACCGCGAGAUAACCCUGCGGCCGAAGAAGCCAUGAUUGCUAUGGAGGCGAGUGCCCGGAAGCUCUAUGAGACUCCGGAGAAACCGAAACCCAAACCCCGCGACUAUCAACAAUAUUGGGAUGACGUGCGCGCGGUCCAUGAGGACGGGAAAUUCGGCUCCAUUGGCUAUCGAUACAAGUGGUCAGAGGACGAAUGUCUACGGCUUGUGUUGCGCACCCAUACCACCGCGGUCUCCGCCUGGUGUUUGCAUCGGCUAGCUGAGGACCCUCGUCCAGCUCGUUACUUCAGUAUCGACCGAGUGUUCCGAAACGAGACGGUCGAUGCAACCCAUCUGGCAGAAUUUCACCAAGUGGAGGGUGUCAUUGCCGACUUUGGCUUGACCCUAGGUGGAUUAAUGCGCUUCCUGGAAGAUUUCUUCGGCAAAUUGGGCCUCAAGGAUCUACGAUUCAAGCCCGCCUAUAACCCCUACACCGAGCCGAGCAUGGAAAUAUUCGGAUAUCAUUUGGGUUUGAAGAAGUGGGUAGAGAUUGGCAACUCGGGCAUGUUCCGCCCGGAGAUGCUGGAGCCCAUGGGGUUGCCGAAAGAUUUGCGCGUAUACGGCUUUGGGCUGAGUUUGGAGAGGCCGACCAUGAUCCGAUAUGGCGUGUCCAACAUCAGAGACUUGCUAGGACACAAAGUCGACCUGGGCUUUGUUGAGAAUAACGCUGCCGUCCGCCUCGACAAGGUGUAAGUACUUGUGCAUGGGCUGCUCUCGGGGUCACGAAUUUCAUCCAGCGUUACAUUGUCUAUACGCGGGGAUGUUUUACCAAAAUACGAUGAGAUGAAUACAAAACUCCUGUUGAUGGAUAGUCUCACAGCUACCGGGCACAGUUCACUAUGGACGCAUUCGCUGCAGUGAUCCUUUCUGCCAUCGCUCACAUGGUUUCAAUAAGUUAAUAUUCAGAUAAUGAUCGACAUAGGGAUAGUAUGGUACGUGUCUCGCAUUAUGAAUGAUCAUCUAAACGCACCGCUAUCACUAGCAAGUCGAAUAUCU